AUGGCGACGCCUUCGCCGCCGAAACCCUGGGAGAGAGCAGGAGCAGCUGGAAACACUUUAUCAUCAACACCCAUCGCAGGCAACCCAGUUGCCUCUACCGCGAUGACUACCACCAACCCCGCAACAUCGGGCGCCCCCGACCUUCCCGACCGCCCUAGUACCCUCAACUCUGUGGUCAACAAUACGGCUUCAAAUUACUCACCCUAUGGUGCCUCACGACUUGGAACCAGCGCCUAUGGAACAGGAUAUGGUGGCAUGGGCGGAAUGGGGGGCAUGGGAACUUACUCAUCGCCCUACUCUCGCUUCGGUACUAUGGGCGGCAUGGGCUCCAUGUACGGUGGCGGCUAUGGAGGAGGCAUGUACGGAAUGGGCGGUAUGGGAGGCAUGGGAGGCAUGGGAGGGAUGUACGGCGGCAUGCCAGGACAGGAUCCCAAUGACCCCAAUAGUCUGACGAACUCUUUCGGUCAGAGCACCCAGGCCACCUUCCACAUGAUCGAGAGUAUCGUUGGUGCGUUCGGUGGCUUUGCCCAGAUGCUAGAGAGCACGUACAUGGCCACACACAGUUCAUUCUUCGCAAUGGUCUCGGUCGCAGAACAGUUUGGAAACCUGCGCAACACCCUAGGCUCCGCCCUGGGAAUUUUUACACUCAUUCGGUGGUUCCGCACAUUGAUCGCCAAAUUGACAGGACGUCCUCCGCCAGCCGACGCGACAUCCUUGACCCCCGCUGCCUUUGCAGCAUUCAUGGGGGGACGGUCAAGUCCCGUCACCCUCCCCGAUGGCUCACCGGCUCCCGCCAAGCCAUCCAAGAAGCCCUUCUUCAUGUUCCUGAUUGCACUCUUCGGUCUCCCUUACCUAAUGGGCAAAUUGAUCAAGACAAUGGCCCGCUCUCAAGAAGAAGAAGCCAGGCGUCGCCAGCAGCUCGUCGGACCAAACGGCGAACCUGGCUCCGCCUCCCUCGACCCAACCAAGCUGGACUUCUGCCGUCUCCUAUAUGACUACACACCGGAGACCCAAGAAUCCAACGGCAUCGAUCUGGCCGUCAAGAAGGGCGACAUCGUCGCCGUUCUCAGCAAGUCAGACCCCAUGGGCAAUGCCUCCGAGUGGUGGCGCUGCCGCGCCCGUGACGGCCGCGUUGGAUACCUCCCGGGCCCAUACCUGGAGACUAUCCAGCGCCGACCAACCGCAGCCAUCACGGCAGGCAGCGAGCCCACUUCUCGUGCCUCCACCAUGAAGGGCGAGGCUGAAGGUCGCACGCAGAGUCUGUCGUCUCUGAGCAAGCCCGAGAUCAAGAGCAAGAUGGGUGAUAUCUCUCCCGAAAGCUUCCAGAAGAGCACAUUCCACUCUUGA
Penicillium soppii is the source of this 1347-nucleotide messenger RNA. RefSeq names its product peroxin PEX13 (gene pex13). Gene Ontology annotation, biological process: protein import into peroxisome matrix, docking. The transcript is spliced from 3 exons. The record is from RefSeq and is a predicted model, not a curated record. Lineage: Eukaryota; Fungi; Ascomycota; Eurotiomycetes; Eurotiales; Aspergillaceae. Gene Ontology annotation, cellular component: peroxisomal importomer complex; peroxisome; peroxisomal membrane. The coding region runs from base 1 to 1347 and encodes 448 amino acids. Gene Ontology annotation, molecular function: protein binding.